AAACAAACUGCAGCCAGCAGCAUGCAUAUACGCCGGGCGUAUUCCAGCCAGGACAAACGUGAUUUCUUAUCCACCGCUUUCCUUUGUGGCCGUGGAAUAACAUUGCCAUUAGAAAACGACGCUGAACUUCGUUGUAGCCUCUGCUGCAUCGCUGCAACCGAUCCCUCACUAUGGUUUGCUCCAGCCUCAAGGGUGUCACGUUCGAGAAUUGGUCCAAGACGUUCACUUGCAGGCCCGAGCACUUCUUCGAGCCCAAAGAUCAGGAUGAACUGCUCGAGGUCUUGGAUUUCGCCCGCCAACACGGGAAAAAAGUGCGAGUGGUUGGUGCUGGCUUCUCGCCGUCAGACAUCGCAUGCACGUCGGAAGUUAUGAUCAGCAUGUUGCACCUGAACAAGGUCCUGAAGGUGGAUAAGGCACGUGCAACUGUGAAAGCUGAAGCUGGCAUCACAUUGAAAAAGCUUAAUGAAGAGGAGCUUGCUUGGAAUGGCCUUGCUCUCAUGAGCCUUGGUGCUGUUUCCGACAUAACUCUUGGUGGAGCCAUUGCCACUGGUGUUCAUGGUUCUGGGCUCAAGUAUGGUAUAUUUUCAACACAGGUCUUGGAACUUGAGCUCAUCACAAGCACUGGCCAGAGGCUCUGCUGCUCGGAGACAGAGAACAAGGAAGUCUUUUGUGCUGCCUGUUGCGGCCUGGGUUCCAUUGGCAUUGUUAUUACAGCUACAGUCCAGUGUGAGCCAGCUUUCAGACUGCGAGAGGUGCGCUACUCAUGUGAACUGCAGCAGGUCCUAGAGAAUUUGGAUGUGCAUCUGCAAAGUUCAGACCAUUUUCGCUGUUUGUGGUACCCACAUUCAGACACUGCAGUUUGCUUUCAUCUGACAAGAACAAAUGAAGAGAUAACAAAGCCAUCUUUUCUUGAGAGAGUCUAUUACUGGAUUGUGGAGUAUGCCUUUGGGUACUAUGCCAUGGAGUUCCUGCUAUACCUGAGCACAUGGUUUCCUUCCUGGGUUCCUUGGCUCAAUAAGAUGUUUCUGAAUAUUGUCUUUGCACCACGACGCCAGAGGGUGGAUGUGAGCUACCGUGUGUUCAACUAUGAAUGCAGAUUCAAACAACAUGUCAAUGAAUGGUCAAUCCCAAGGGAGAAAACUGCACUCGCCUUACGGAAACUGAAGGAGUGGAUUGAUAGCACCCCAGGUGCUUCUGUGCACAUACCUGUGGAAAUUCGCUUUGUCCAAGUUGACAACAUGUACCUGAGCCCUGCAUCUGGUCGUGACAGCUGCUACAUCAACGUCAUCAUGUACAGGCCUUAUGGAAAGAAAGUGGCUUAUGAGCGUUAUUGGGCUGCCUAUGAAAACAUCAUGAAAAGUCUUGGCGGACGGCCUCACUGGGCUAAGGCUUAUGAUGCAACUUCAAAAGAGUUCCAAGUGAUGUACCCCAACUUCUCCAAAUGGUGUGUCAUCCGGCAGAAGUUGGACCCCCAGGACAUGUUCCUAAACCCUUACAUGAAAAGAGUUCUUGGCUCAUAAAAACUAGUCAAUACCAGUGGUGCUUCGGCUACGGGGAUGGUCAGCAUUAGUCCUUAAUUAGCGGCAGCGCGGGUAGUUGUGGCAUGCGGAAGAGGCUGUGUGCACAUAUUUUGUUCAAUAAAAGAAGUUGCGUGUAA
Messenger RNA from Dermacentor andersoni, 1657 nucleotides. Its product is annotated as L-gulonolactone oxidase-like. Gene Ontology annotation, cellular component: membrane. NCBI's taxonomy places the organism in Eukaryota, Metazoa, Arthropoda, Arachnida, Ixodida, Ixodidae. The record is from RefSeq and is a predicted model, not a curated record. Gene Ontology annotation, molecular function: D-arabinono-1,4-lactone oxidase activity; FAD binding.